UGUAGGUAUACCUCCGUGGCAUCCCGUCCCCUUGGCCCUCGCAAAUAAGUAGAAGACGGAACUGCGAUCUUUUGUAAAGUACUUACGUCACUUGCUUGGUUGAGUUCAAGAUCAAGAGAUUCUAGGACAUCGUUUUCGUUUAGAAACAACAGUAAGUUACUUAGUAGAAUAUAGCAAUAUCUUCAUCAACUACAAGGAGUGGUGCCAGAAUGACCUCCACAACUGGUUUCCACAAAGCGAAAGUGGACAUCAGUCCCUCAUUACUUGCUUGCGACUUGGCCAACCUACAGCGAGAAGCAGAAUCAGUCCUCCAAGCCGGAGCUGAUAGCUUGCAUGUCGAUGUGAUGGAUGGAAACUUUGUUAUGGAAAGUGUAUUAAGAUUCAGAUCGCCCCAAUGAACUACGUGGUGUUCCCCAUGAUCUAGAAUGAAUUCAGUCCUCAGGCCAUGCUAUAGGAAUUGUAAAUUGAAAAUGUAGUAGUUGUAGGACGAGCACCCAAUAGGGUUAGGAGGUACGUGAACUUCUUACUCCAAUCUCUACCCCUUCCUCCUCGCUCUAAUCCCCUCCCCAAUAUAAGUUGGGGCAUGCCAGUCGUCUCAUGUCUGCACAAAGCUGUCCCGAACGCUUUUUUAGACGUGCAUCUGAUGGUUCUGCAUCCAGAAAAAUGGGUCAAACCGAUGAAAGAGGCAGGUGCAGGAAGGUAUACGUUUCAUAUCGAAGCAACUGAGGAUGCACAAGCGCUUAUUGACGCAAUCCACGCAGAAGGGAUGGAAGCUGGCAUUGCGAUAAAACCAAAAACGCCGAUUGACGAUGCUUGUAUUGCUAUAUGCAAGAAAGCUGAUUUGGCACUGGUCAUGACAGUCGAGCCUGGGUUCGGAGGCCAGAAAUUCAUGCAGGACAUGAUGCCGAAGGUACUUUUUGUUUUUGCCAAAAAUUCAUGCAGGACAUGAUGCCGAAGGUACUUAUUUUUGUUUUGAGUAGAUGAAAGUAGUACAAACACUUUUUUAUUCGCCGGCCGUUGCUAGCUCAUGCUAUAUUAUCAGUCUUCAAAUCCUUCACUUGCUAUACAAGAUAUUCUUGACCAAACCUCAAACACAAUAUCUCCUCUCUCAGUCCCCCUUCUCUGUGACCAACGUAGAAGUUCAACGUUCAUUCAACGAAAAAAUCAGGUAUCCCAGCUUCGGUAUGCGCUAGGGCCCGAGAAGAAUAUUCAAGUUGAUGGUGGUCUUGGACCCUCUAGUAUUGAGGAUGCCGCAAAAGCCGGUGCGAACUGUAUCGUUGCAGGUAGUGCCGUUUUCAAGAAGGAUCCGCCGCCUGCAGAAACGAUCCGAAUACUACGCAAAGCCGUAGAAAAGUUUGGGCAUGGGGUUGAAAAUUAAAUUAAGGCUCAGCUUUCAAUGGUCACCUCCAUUGAGAUUGCUUGGGGUCACUGAGAUCCCUCUUGAGGAAAGAUGGGGGAAAAAUGAAGGAAAAGCAAAGGGAGAAGCAUGGGGCCCAUUUCUUUCAGAGUCAAUGACCAUUGAGUGCUGAGCUUUAAUUAAAGAUACAGUAGUGGUCCUUCAUCUGUGGUUACGCGACCUAGUGACUAUAUGUGACUAUAUCAUGUACUUGUGUAUAACUUCGACGACGAAAUAUCGAAUUUUCAAAUCGUCCACCAGCUGCACAUGAUACGCAUCCCUUCACAACUGACACAUGCACAGACAAGACAGAAGAUGUUGGCAACUUCAAUUUUACAUAAGAAGCCACUUCUGUCAGUAACAAGGAGCUCUUCAAGUUGUUCG
This is a messenger RNA of Amoebophrya sp. A25, 1780 nucleotides long. The record is from the annotation of a GenBank genome assembly. Lineage: Eukaryota; Dinophyceae; Syndiniales; Amoebophryaceae.